Lactuca sativa (garden lettuce) is the source of this 677-nucleotide messenger RNA. RefSeq names its product small ribosomal subunit protein cS23. The record is from RefSeq and is a predicted model, not a curated record. Gene Ontology annotation, cellular component: ribosome. Gene Ontology annotation, biological process: translation. Gene Ontology annotation, molecular function: structural constituent of ribosome. Lineage: Eukaryota; Viridiplantae; Streptophyta; Magnoliopsida; Asterales; Asteraceae.
CAAUCGAAUGCUAUAUACCUUCUUUCCAAACUUUGAUAAAUCUCUGAAACAAACAAGAUGUUGUCAAUGUCUAUUCAUCAAGGAAUCAAUAUCAUCGGCAUCACAUCACCAACUUCAUCUCCCCAAAAUACCAUUGCUCUUGGAUUCUUGAAAACCCCAGCCCCACCCUCCUCGUCUUUCUGCAACAACAACUCCAAACUCCUUCAUAGAUUCCAUAACCUCUCCAUUUCAGCAGCUGUCCAAGAAGCCAUUGUUGAAGAAGCUCCAUUACCCACUCCUCCUGAUCAAAAAGACGAGGUGAAGAAAGUGGUGGAAAAGCCAAGGUUAGUGUUGAAGUUCAUAUGGAUGGAGAAGAACAUAGGGCUUGGGCUUGAUCAAGUGAUACCAGGACAUGGGAGUGUCCCUUUGAGUCCUUACUUCUUUUGGCCAAGGAAAGAUGCUUGGGAAGAACUCAAGACAACUUUGGAAAGCAAGCCAUGGAUCUCUCAAAAGAAGAUGAUCAUCCUCCUCAAUCAAGCUACUGAUAUCAUCAAUCUUUGGCAACAAAGUGGUGGAAAUUUGACUUCCUAAACAUUUUCUAAUUCACAACCCAUUAUUAAGUUGUAAUUGUUUGUUUCUUUUGUUAAGAGAAUUUUUCAUUGCAAAAGUGAGUUAAAACCUCAAGUUCCUAUUUACCA